AUGGGGCGCCUUUCGAUGCUGUCGACGGUGGGUGGCACACUGGUUGCCGGUGCACUGGUGUACAUGGUGCAUGCGUCCAUGCGUGAUCAAACGCAAUUCAUGGUGACCUCCAUGCACGCCGAGGCAGACGGCCUGGCUGAGGCGAACGACUACGACAAGUCGACCGGACAGCGCAGCCAUAAUGCGACACGGUCGUCGUUCCACCCCGCGCCGCCCUCGUUCUGGGACGAAGUCAAGGCUCGGUGGAACAGCCACCUUACUCAGACACUCCAGGGCGCGUCCAUGCCUGCUGCGCCUACGCAGCAGCGCGGCGCCGCCGCGCCCUCCGACGCGCCCUCGGUUCGCGACGCGCUUGCCGCGCUCGCACCGCAUGCGCCGGAUGCCCAGCCCAAAUUUGGCAUUCGCCACCGCGUGUACGGUGACCCAAACACGCACUACGUAGGCCAGGGUGUGUCGCUACGAUAG
This is a messenger RNA of Malassezia restricta, 465 nucleotides long. Its product is annotated as MICOS complex subunit MIC12. The transcript has a single exon. The record is from RefSeq and is a predicted model, not a curated record. NCBI's taxonomy places the organism in Eukaryota, Fungi, Basidiomycota, Malasseziomycetes, Malasseziales, Malasseziaceae. Bases 1 to 465 code for a protein of 154 amino acids.